GAGGCAGCGAUGAAAUUUAAUUUAAUAUAAUGGAUUUUAAAAGUUAAACAUCUGUAGAUCUGUCAGUGGUGUUUCAGUUCGAGACCAGACCGUUAAUUAUUAAAACUGCGUGAAAUCUCGCGAGAUCUCAUACCCGUAACUCGGUUCAGAAAAGUAGAACUAAUAGCAGAUCAGAUCGGGAGGAUCUCAGCAGGAGCUUCUCAUCAUGUCGGUCGUGUCGGUGGCCGAACUGAGUCGAGGCGGCCUCAACGGUGCGAUGACGGAGUUUCAGGAGAAGCUCAGGCAGCAGCAUGAAAAGUCCAUGCACAAGGAGCUCGAGAAGCUGCUCUCCACUGUAAAGGGUGCAGAAGCUGAGAUCUCCAGAAAAGAUUUCGAGGGGUUUAAGCAGCUGUUCCACAGAUUUCUCCAGGUGAAAGGUCCCUCUGUGGAAUGGCCCAAGAUCAACAGACCUCCUGAGGACUCGAUUCAGCCGUAUGAGAGGAUCCGGGCGAAGCAGUUACCGCAGGGCGUCGCUGCGAGUCUGAACAAGCUGGCUGUAGUGAAGCUGAACGGAGGGCUGGGCACCAGCAUGGGCUGUAAAGGCCCGAAGAGUCUGAUCAGCGUCCGUAAUGAGAACACCUUCCUGGACCUGACUGUGCAGCAGAUAGAGCACCUGAACAAGACGUACAACACUGACGUCCCUCUGGUCCUGAUGAACAGCUUUAACACGGACGAAGACACCAAGAAGAUCCUGCAGAAAUACACUCACCACCGUGUCAAAAUACACACCUUCAACCAGAGCAGAUAUCCCAGGAUAAAUAAAGAGUCUUUGUUGCCAGUGGCAACCAACAUAGGUCUGACAGGGGAGAACUCCGAGGCGUGGUACCCUCCAGGCCACGGAGACAUCUACGCCAGCUUCUAUAACUCUGGCCUGCUGGAUCAGCUCAUCUCCGAGGGCAAGGAGUACAUCUUUGUGUCCAACAUCGAUAACCUGGGCGCCACGGUCGACCUGCACAUCCUCAACCACCUGAUGAGCCAGCCAGCCGAGAGACGCUGCGAGUUCGUCAUGGAGGUCACCGACAAGACCCGCGCUGACGUCAAGGGUGGGACUCUGAUUCAGUACGAUAAUAAGCUCAGGCUGCUGGAGAUCGCUCAGGUUCCCAAAGCGCACGUCGACGAGUUCAAAUCCGUCACCAAGUUCAAAAUCUUCAACACCAACAACCUGUGGAUCAGCCUGCCUGCUAUCAAGAGACUUCAUGAGCAGAACGCCAUGGACCUGGAGAUCAUCGUUAACCCCAAGACUCUGGAUGGUGGUCUGAAUGUCAUCCAGCUGGAAACAGCUGUCGGUGCUGCUAUUAAGAGCUUUGACAACGCGCUGGGCAUCAACGUCCCGCGCAGCCGCUUCCUGCCGGUCAAGACCACCUCUGACCUGCUGCUGGUCAUGUCCAAUCUGUACAGCAUGGACGCAGGCUCGCUCACCAUGAGCAAGAAGAGGGAAUUCCCCACCACGCCGCAUGUCAAACUGGGCAGCUCCUUCACCAAGGUGCAGGACUUCCUGCGGAGGUUUGAGAGCAUCCCAGACAUGCUGGAGCUCGAUCACCUCACCGUGUCUGGAGACGUCACUUUCGGCAAGCAGGUCACGCUGAAGGGCACGGUGAUCAUCAUCGCUAAUCACGGAGACCGGAUCGACAUUCCGGCCGGAGCGAUGCUGGAAAACAAGAUUGUCUCUGGGAACCUGCGCAUCUUGGACCACUGAGAACACACACACACACACACACACACUUGUGCAAACAAACCAAAUUACAAAGCUCUUCCUGUCUUUUAUUCAAUCUGUGAUCAACCUCAGGCCUGUUACUGUGUGCGCGUGUGUUUCAUGAAUUUUAAAGCACUUAGGGCAUUACCCGUCCCUUGCACUCAUUUAAAAUGUAAACUGUGAAGUUUAGCUGAACUAGAGCUCAGUGAUCGAUUGGAGACGCUGAAGUUCCCAGUGUGAUUGUUUUAGUUACUGAUCCAGGAUCUGCUGCAUCUUCAGCUCAUAACGCUUAGGACUAGGAGGGAAUCCUGACUAGUUAUUAUUCACACCUCUGUAGAUGUAAAGGCAGUGUAUCGAAUGUUACUUGCACCUUCUGCGUUUCAGAAAUUAAAGUGCAAUAUGCAGUUAUACCAUCGA
Molecule: messenger RNA, 2149 nt
Organism: Neoarius graeffei (lesser salmon catfish)
Lineage: Eukaryota; Metazoa; Chordata; Actinopteri; Siluriformes; Ariidae
Gene: ugp2a
Product: UDP-glucose pyrophosphorylase 2a
Exons: 10
Coding region: 206-1735 (509 amino acids)
Biological process (GO): UDP-alpha-D-glucose metabolic process; glycogen metabolic process
Cellular component (GO): cytoplasm
Molecular function (GO): UTP:glucose-1-phosphate uridylyltransferase activity
Source: RefSeq, a predicted model, not a curated record